UGUGUGUUAAUGAUCAGCAUUCAAAAAAUCGGUAGUCAAGGCGACCAAGACGUGCUCAAAAUUCAACUAUGAGUGAUGGACAUUGUUUUUCAUUUUUAUAAAUAAUCAGGCGUAAGGGCUUUUGUUUUAGAGAUGACUAAAUUUUCUGUUCAUUUUUGUUAAACUGUUUAGCUGGUUUUUCGUAGAAAACCCCGUUUUUCGUGUUUGUCUGAGUCUUUGGUGGUUUUCACACAUCCCUGAUCAAGAAACCAAAAAUGAACAGUACAGAAUCGACGACGUGCGGCUACAGAACGAACCGGGCCGCCCAGGUUCGCAUGGAGGAGAUCCGGAGGAAGCUUUCCGAGCAGCCGAAACAGUCCACCGCCAAACCGAAACAUUCACAUGUCCAACACUCUUCAGAACCACUAAACAGAUACUUACACAUGAAGAAACCCACUCGGGAAAAGAAGCUCGAAGAAACGUCUGUGCCCUCCAAGGAAAAUUCCAAAACGACCAAGUCGAGCCUGAAACAAAAGCUCCGCGCCAACACACUAGCGUACAUUAAGAACAGGAGGAAUAAUGCCUCGACACGAGAUCAUGAAAUCAGGAAAAAAACGGCCUAGAUUCAACUGAUGAUUUCAAAUGGAUGGUGAGGGCGCAGGAGGUGCUUAAAAACCGCGGAAGUCCCACCGGUUCUGAAAAGCGGGCUUACGAUCAAGCUGAAGAACUUGCGAGAUUGCAAAGGGCUGUACAAUCUAAGAAAAUUUUGAAAGAAAAGCUGGAUAGGAUUUCGAGCGAGAUAGCCGCCCUGACAGGCGUCUUGAAAGAUCGAGGCGAUUCAUCGAGCGAAGCCUCCAUCGAGGAAGAUAAAUAACAUUAAAAAACUUCUUAUUCAACAA
Messenger RNA from Cimex lectularius (bed bug), 878 nucleotides. RefSeq lists its product as uncharacterized. The record is from RefSeq and is a predicted model, not a curated record. The coding region runs from base 255 to 602 and encodes 115 amino acids. NCBI's taxonomy places the organism in Eukaryota, Metazoa, Arthropoda, Insecta, Hemiptera, Cimicidae. The transcript has 4 exons.